AUGAUCCAGACGUAUCAGCCUCCGCUCAUGGAGGUUGCCCAGGACACACUUCCGGAACUGCAGCCAAUCUUCACAUACCUCAACAGUCACUCCAACAAGCUGUAUCAAGAGGGCUACUUCCUCAAAUUGCAUGAUCUUGACUCCCGAGGCAGGCCCAGUGUCGAGAGGACAUGGCUCGAGUGCUUUGCGCAGCUCGUAGGCACGGUCCUUUCUCUGUGGGAUGCCACUUUAUUGGACCAAGCUGGAGAGGAUGGCGAAGUCGUACCGACUUUCAUAAACUUGGCAGAUGCUUCCAUCAAGAUGGCAUGGAUCGAAUCCCUACCAAUGAACGGACAACAGGGCCAGUCACUCCAGAAUAUACUUAGCAUAUCUACUGCUGCCAAUAAUCGCUACCUCCUCCAUUUCAACUCCUUCAACUCGCUCACACAAUGGACGGCCGGCAUCCGGCUUGCCAUCUUUGAGCACGCAACCCUUCAAGAAGCCUACACAGGCUCCUUGAUAGCAGGAAAAGGCAGGUCGCUGAACAAUAUCCGACAGAUUAUGGAGAGGUCCAAGUUCAAGUACGAAGACUGGGCGCGUGUGCGCUUUGGAGCAGGCACUCCUUGGAGGCGCUGCUGGUGCGUAGUGACCCCGCCUGACGAGAAGGAGUUCGUAAAGGCCCAGAAGGUUGUGAAAAAACAGAACAUCUACGAUCGAUCUGCGCCAGUUCCGAGAGGAGAUGUAAAAUUCUAUGAGACAAGGAAGAUUACGAAGAAGACAAGGCCGAUUGCUACCAUCACCGAAGCAUACUCCGCUUACGCCAUCUACCCACAGUCGAAGCCGCUCAUCGAUUCUUCUACGCUCGUGAAGUUGGAAGGCCUGAUCACCAUUCACUCGAAGCCCGAGUCAACGACCGAAGGUUUCGUGUUUAUCAUGCCCGAGGUCCAUCCCGCCGUGUCAGGUUUCGAGAUCAUGCUACGCUUCCUCUUCCCUGUCUUUGACACAUUUGCCCUGUACGGCCGUCCCAGCCGGUUGAUUGCGGAUGUACUUGACACAAGGGGGCUCAUGUUUGCCAUGCCCAAAGACAGGCGUUACGGCUAUCUGGACAUCCUCGAUGUGGCUACGCUCAUCCACGCAGAAGGAAGCCAAGGUUGGAAUGAGCGGCAGUGGAGAAAGCAGAUGAAGGAGCUUACCGCCAAGCGUAUGACUACAAUCAGCGACAGCCCGACUAAUGCUACCCGCCGCAACACUGUGAGCAGAACCAGCCUUCCUCAGUCCAGAAACAGCGUCCUACGGUUCGACGAAAGCAAUUCAAUCAGGUCUACACCUGGCUCGCGCAGAUCGUCGCCUCCACCGAUGGACCUCGGCACGCCUCGCCGGACGGAGACCGCACCUCCGGACGCCCCAAUGCCAACUCCAAGACAUCAAAGGUCGGCCUCCGAUGCCAACGGUUACAAGCAGUACCGGUCAGAAACUCCAUCACGCCUGUCUUUCCAGAACAACGCGUACGACAACUACGACUCGCCGCCACCACCGCCUGCUCAUCGCACUCUCAACGGCGAAGGGCAAGAUUAUGCAGGCUACAAAGAUGACUAUGACACAGCCGACGAAGGAAGUGACCGUCCAACUCCUGAGGCAGCCAAUCUACCCGAGGUCGGAGCGGUUGUUACCACUGCUCCGCCGCCUGCUCCUGUCGCUGCACCUCCAGCUUUCCAACAUGGUCCGCGGCAAAAGCCUCCUGUUCAGCCAUAUCAUCCGCCGGAGCUUCGACAAGCCAACUCUCAGAUGGACGUAGCGACGCUUCGUCAGUUGGCGGAUGCAAGCAAUGUGCCACUACCGGUCAACGUUGCUGUUCCGGGAGCAGGCGCGGCGUGGAGGUAUGAUGCUAGUCGAGGCAAUGGUAGGCAGUCAGAGGAGUACGAAAGGCGAUGGGGUGAGAGCGAGCAACAAGGAGCAUAUUUACAGAUGAACAACCGCGGCAGGCCCGCUGACAACUAUUUUGAUCAAGGGAGGGGCAGUUCUAGAACCGGCCAUGCGGGCAAUCGCCUACCGACGAUCCCGGCGUCACCGUACAUUGAUCAGUCCGAACCGACUCCUACGACCGCCACCUUCCAGCCAGCCGGUCCCUCACUGCCAGAAUAUGGGGAGCCUCUUGCGCAAAACUUCCUACAGCAAUCACCGCUAGGCGUCUCUGCCGGCGCAGAGAGACACGCCGAUCCACCUGAACGGCCUGGUUUGCCAGAGCGUUUGUCUAGUGGGCUAAGCGUACAGCGUAAACCCGUACCAGGUCGGUCAUCUAUCUUCUCCGCAGAGGACCCCUAUAUUUUAUCGUCGCCAUCCAGCUCAAGUCUUGACAGUUUACGAGACAAUGUAGUCGAUCUUGACACGCUGGACACUCUCGCUUCUCCGAAGUCUCCAGAACCCUCCCGCACCCGCGCAGAAAGCAUGGCCAGCAGUACCCAUGACAACGACUCGGUCGCAUCCCCCGAUUACGCUAGCACGAAGAGUUCCAACACCACGCAUUCCGUUGAGAGACCGCGCUAUGGCGUCCUCAAGACAGUAGGCAGAGUUGAGCCCACAGCACAGCCGGAUGUGAAAGCAGGCGACGCUCAAUAUGAAGGCGAGUUUCCACAACGAUCUGAGAGUCCGGACACCCCCACAGUUGACUUCGGACCCACUCUCGACGUCGCACGAUCCCGCCCUGGAACAAGCGGUACGAUCACCCAGAUGAACCACAGUGCCUCAAGCUCGAAUGAGCAGUUGCGCACUUCUGGUAGGAACACUCCCGACCCACUCGGCUCUCGAAGCAGCGAGGCGAGGCCGGACUCUUACAUCGGCGGACAAACUGCUUCUGGAUAUCAAGGUCACCAACGCACCCACUCUCGCUCUCCUGCAGGCGAACCCAAAGCUCCUGGCAAUGGCUCACCGGGCCGUGACAACAUGGGAAGGAUGGCCUGGCAACCAGGAAUGACGGCGGUACCGGGUACUUCAGGUCGACCUGUCUUAACUCCAGAAGAGUUUGUCCAGCAACGAGCAGCCUCCGCCUCGCGACCCUCCCCAACUUAUUCGUCAUCCCACAACCGAUCCUCCAGCAACACGCCACCUAUCAGCCGCAGCUCCUCCGGCGACUGGUCUCACUUGGCUGGUGCCCCGCAACCACGCACACCUACUCGCGAGUCCGGCCCCCCAAGCCGCCCACAGUCGCGUGGCGCCUCCGCAACGCUGAACCGGCUUGCACCAAUGCACACCCAGCACAUGAUGACAACAGACUCUGGGAAUCUCUCAGCCCGCGAGCAAGAGUACAUCGCCCGUGCGACCGGCAAGCCUCUCAUCUCAAUGGCCCGCACCAACAAAGAGCCGCAGCGCCCGCAGUCCACGGGCCUCGUCGGCGCCAUCGCGGCCCGUGAAAAGGAGAAGCAGGACAUGCGCAGCGGCGCCCGCGGCGGCGCGCUCGUGCAGCAGGCCAUCCAGGCGAACAUGCAGAGGCAGCAGCAGGUACAAAUGCAAGCGCAGCUGCAGCGCCAGCAACAGCAGGUCCAGAUCCAGCAGCAAAUGCAGAUGCAGCAGAUGCAGUCCGCGUAUAAGUAUCCGAUCCAGCCGAUGGGCGUGCCGCUUAACUUCGGCGGAGGCAGUCCGGGGAUCGUGCCGCAGGGCUUUGGACAGCCGUCGCCGCUGCCGUAUGGGUUCCCGCAGCAGCAACAGGCCUACUUUCCACAAGCGGGGCAGCCACAGGGUUUUGUGCCGCAGUCGGGCUUCACGCCGCAGCAGGGAUUUGCGCCACAGCAGCCGGGAGGUGUUUGGCAGGGCCAGGGGCAGCCACAACAGCAGGCGCAGCCGCAACAAAUGCAACCGCAACAGUCGAUGCCGGCGCAGCCACAGCCGUACGGCGCGUCGUGGGAUCGGGCCAACCCGCAGGGGCAGGGUGGGCAGAGGCGGUAA
This is a messenger RNA of Coniosporium apollinis CBS 100218, 3918 nucleotides long. RefSeq lists its product as uncharacterized. Lineage: Eukaryota; Fungi; Ascomycota; Dothideomycetes. The coding region runs from base 1 to 3918 and encodes 1305 amino acids. The transcript has 3 exons. The record is from RefSeq and is a predicted model, not a curated record.